UCCACAUCACCAAAGACUCCCUGGGAUAAACGAGGAUCAUGCCGGCCAAACCUGCUCCAAUAAAGAAGGGAAAGAAAGCCCCGGCUGCUAAGCCUGCUCCCGCCCCCGAGCCCGCUCCGGAACCCGCCCCCGCCCCGGAGCCGGCCCCAGCGCCGGCCCCGGCCGAGGCUGCUCCGGCUGAACCAGCUCCGGCCGAAGCCGCCCCGGCCCCGGCGCCUGCGGAAGCCCCCCCCGCCGAAGCGGCACCGCCUGAGCCUGCUCCCCCAGCGGCUGAGGCGAAAGCGCCCACGCCCCCUCCGCCAGCAGUUCCAACAAGUGAACCACUUAACUUGACUGUAGAAGAUGUCACCGACGUGUCCGUUACGCUCAAGUGGAGGCCACCAGAGACUAUCGGGGAAGAUGGCCUAGAUGGAUACACUGUGGAGUACUGCAAAGACCAAACUACCGACUGGGUGGUCUCCAACACGGAGCUCAUUGCCUCCUGUCGCUACACUGCGAAGAACCUCGCCACUGGGGACAUCCUGCACUUCCGCGUCGUCGCGGUGAACCCGGGGGGUCGCAGCCCACCUGCUGCGCUGGCCGAUCCUGUAAAAGUGCAUGAGGUGGUGGAUCGCCCUAAAAUCCACCUGCCCCGGUUCCUGAGGACAAGGUUUGUCCAAAGUGUUGGGGAGAAGAUCAACCUCGUAAUCCCAUUUCAAGGCAAACCCAAACCUCAGGUGACCUGGACCAAGGAUGGCAAGCCCUUGGAUCCAAAGAAGGUCAAUGUACGUAGCACCGAAAGGGACAGCAUCUUGUUCAUCCGCAAGGCUGAGAGAGAUGACUCUGGCAACUAUGAGAUGUGUGUGAAGGUUGAUAGCUUUGAAGACAAGGCCAUCGUCAUUCUUCAAAUUAUUGAGCUGCCUGGUCCACCAAGCAGCAUCAAGUUAGUGGAUACCUGGGGUUUCAAUGCUGCCCUGGAAUGGACCCCACCAAAGGACAGUGGAAAUACAACAAUCACUGGCUACACAAUUCAGAAGGCUGACAAAAAGACUGGGGAAUGGUUCACCGUCCUGGAGCACUACCACAGGACGAAUGCCACCAUCUCCGACCUUAUCAUGGGCAACUCGUACUUUUUCAGGGUUUUUUCAGAGAACAAGUGUGGUAGAAGUGAUUCAGCUGCUGUGACAAAGAAUCUGGCCAAUAUUCAGAAAACUGGUAUAGUCCACAAACCUCCUGAGUUUAAAGAGCACGUUUUCAGUGAGGCUCCUCGUUUCACAACAGCGCUGUCUGACAGAAGCGCCACCGUCGGAUUCUCUGUCAAGCUGCUUUGCUCCGUUCGGGGAUUUCCCAAGCCUAAGAUUGAGUGGAUGAAGAACAAGAUCAUCAUUGGCGAGGAUCCCAAGUUCAGGCAGUUGAACCACCAAGGCGUAUGCUCCCUGGAGAUCCGCAAGCCCGGCAAUUUUGAUACCGGCGUCUACACCUGCAGGGCCAUCAACCCUCUGGGAGAGGCGUCUGUGGCCUGCAAGCUGGAGAUGAAACAGGUUGUUGCUCCAUAAAAUCGAGGUGGCAUUCAUCUACACACAGUGUUAAACCAGGACCAGCAGGAUUCGAGAACCAACAGAGACGGGAAAACCCUCAGGGUGGACGAUGACAUUCUUCCCAUCCAUGGCAACCAUCAAGAUCUGAUCUCUGAAGGCCAUGUGGAUAUGAACCCCAGUACCUGUCUGCACACAAAGCAAAACAUAUUUUUGUAAAAAAAAAAAAAAAAAAAAACGUAACCAUCUGUGUGUUACUUUUCCUGUAAGUGUCCUAUAUUCUAUCAGUUGAACAUGCCUGUACUCAAUAAAUAACAGAAUCACGUGAAA
Molecule: messenger RNA, 1844 nt
Organism: Brienomyrus brachyistius
Lineage: Eukaryota; Metazoa; Chordata; Actinopteri; Osteoglossiformes; Mormyridae
Product: myosin-binding protein H-like
Exons: 12
Coding region: 39-1535 (498 amino acids)
Molecular function (GO): protein binding
Source: RefSeq, a predicted model, not a curated record